Messenger RNA from Drosophila willistoni, 2618 nucleotides. RefSeq names its product segment polarity protein dishevelled (gene dsh). The record is from RefSeq and is a predicted model, not a curated record. Gene Ontology annotation, biological process: canonical Wnt signaling pathway; intracellular signal transduction. Lineage: Eukaryota; Metazoa; Arthropoda; Insecta; Diptera; Drosophilidae. The transcript has a single exon. Gene Ontology annotation, molecular function: frizzled binding. Gene Ontology annotation, cellular component: cytosol. Bases 506 to 2386 code for a protein of 626 amino acids.
AAUAGCCAAAGUUGUUUUGACUUCUGGCAACGCUGGAUGCAACUGCAUUGGCUUUGAUAAAAAAUAAAUAAAUUAAAAGCAGAAGAAGAAAGUUAAAAUUCGACGAUAAACUAAGUCGUUAUAAACAUAAUAAGCUGCAUAGCCAAACAAAUAAUCAAAGCCAUAGGAAAAAAUAGAAAAAACACAGGAGUACGUAGAGCGAGAGGCGCGGCGGCGGCGGUAGCAGCAGCAGCGAGAGCGAGAGGUAGCAGAAAAAUCUAUGGGCGAAAGAAAAGUAUAGACUAUAAAUAAAAAAAGAAAAAAAAAACGAAUCGAAAGAAUCGGUAGGUCGGAAGGAAGAGUGAGUGUGAGAGAGGGGAGGAAGGAAAACAAAACAAAAGAAGGCACAAGCAACGAGAGGACGGGAAAAUACAACAAUUUUCCGUUUUUUCCGAACUUUUUUUUUUGUGUUAAGAAUUAGAGAGAAGAAAAAAAAAAACAGAAAGUGGAAAAUCAAAUAACAAUAAUGGAUACGGAGCGAGCCAAUGGCCAAGAGACGAAAGUCAUUUAUCACAUUGACGAUGAGACUACGCCGUAUUUGGUGAAAAUUCCCAUACCCUCGGCCCAGGUGACACUCAAGGAUUUCAAAAUGGUCCUCAACAAGCAGAACAACAAUUAUAAAUAUUUCUUCAAGUCAAUGGAUGCCGAUUUUGGGGUGGUCAAGGAGGAGAUUGCCGAUGAUGCCACCAUAUUGCCUUGUUUCAAUGGCCGGGUGGUGUCCUGGUUGGUAUCGGCUGAUGGUACCAAUCAAUCCGAUAAUUGCUCCGAGCUGCCCGGCAGUGAGUGUGAGUUGGGUGUCAUUGGUGUGGGCGGCGGUGGCGGUGGAGGCAUUCCCGGCGGACGUGGCAAUAAUCCCCUAGCGCGAAAUCCCAUGAUGCAACAACAACAGCAGCAACAACAACAACAGCACCAGCAACACCAACACCAGCAGCAGCAAUCGUCUCAGCAAUGCUCCACCUUGCAACAAAAAAUGCUAGUUAACCCCUUGUUGCAACCUCCACCUCCUCUCACAUAUCAAUCCGCAUCAGUGCUGUCCAGCGAUCUGGAUUCAACCAGUCUCUUUGGCACCGAAUCAGAAUUAACACUCGAUCGCGACAUGACUGACUAUAGCAGUGUGCAGCGCUUACAGGUGCAACGGAAGAAGCCCCAAAGGCGAAAGAAGCGGGCACCCAGCAUGUCGCGUACAUCAUCAUACAGCUCCAUAACAGAUUCUACAAUGUCGCUAAACAUUAUAACUGUGUCCAUAAAUAUGGAAGCAGUGAAUUUUCUAGGCAUUUCGAUCGUGGGGCAAUCAAAUCGUGGUGGCGACGGUGGCAUCUAUGUGGGCAGCAUUAUGAAGGGCGGUGCCGUUGCUCUUGACGGACGGAUCGAGCCUGGCGACAUGAUACUCCAGGUGAACGAUGUUAAUUUCGAGAACAUGACCAAUGACGAGGCAGUCCGAGUGUUGCGAGAAGUCGUUCAAAAGCCGGGACCCAUCAAACUGGUGGUGGCCAAAUGCUGGGAUCCCAAUCCCAAGGGCUAUUUCACCAUACCAAGGACAGAGCCAGUGCGACCCAUCGAUCCUGGUGCCUGGGUUGCCCAUACGCAAGCGCUUACCUCUCACGACAGUAUUAUAGCCGAUAUAUUGCCGGAGCCCAUCAAAGAGCGGCUCGAUCAAAAUAAUCUUGAGGAGAUCGUUAAGGCCAUGACCAAACCAGAUAGCGGACUAGAGAUACGGGAUCGCAUGUGGCUAAAGAUAACCAUACCGAAUGCCUUCAUUGGAGCCGAUGCCGUUAAUUGGGUGCUAGAGAAUGUUGAGGACGUGCAGGAUAGACGCGAAGCGCGACGCAUUGUCUCCGCCAUGCUGAGGAGCAAUUACAUUAAGCAUACGGUCAAUAAGCUAACAUUCUCGGAGCAGUGCUAUUAUGUGGUCAACGAAGAGCGCAAUCCGAAUGCAAUGCGUCUACCGCCCCAUGCCCAUCCGCAUGCCCAUGGGCAUGCCCUGAGCCACGCGGAUACCGAGAGCAUUACUAGCGACAUUGGACCAUUACCGAAUCCUCCCAUAUAUAUGCCAUACUCGGCCACAUAUAAUCCCAGUCACGGAUAUCAGCCCAUACAGUAUGGCAUUACCGAGCGCCAUAUCUCAUCCGGUUCGAGCAGUUCGGAUGUAUUAACCAGCAAGGAUAUAUCCGCAUCGCAGAGCGACAUCACCUCGGUCAUACAUCAGGCCAAUCAAUUGACCAUUGCUGCCCAUGGUUCAAAUAAAUCAUCCGGCUCCUCAAAUCGUGGUGGUGGCGGCGGUGGGGGUGGUGGCAAUAAUACAGCCAAUCAGGAUCAGGAUAUAUCCGUAUUUAAUUAUGUAUUGUAGAAAUGAUUCCUCCCACUCCCAAUCCCAUCCACAAAGCCACUCCCAAUCCCAAAUUCAUUCCUAUUCCCAUUCCCAUCUCCAACAUCCUCUACUCCUCCUCCUUCAUUUUUUUUCUCACCUCUCGCUAUCCCCUUUUCGAACUUUCUUUUUGAAUUGAAAUUCGCCAGUUAUCACACUCUCCAAUUUUUCCUUUUCAUCUCUUUCUCUCUAUGUCUACUCCAAUUUUUUUUUU